GCAGACCCUAAAGCGAAACCCAAGGCUCCUGUAGUUGCCGAGGCACAGCCAGAGUGAGGGCCUCGGGCCCCGCAGGGGUCUCCCAGGUACAUGCCUAUUUCUGUGCCCACCCCGUGCUGGGUGAGACUGGGGCCCCAAGAGCCUCAGCCUCAUCUCCACCCUUGAGGAGAUAGCACAUGGGAACCAGGCUGGACCAGGAGGAGAGCCAGGGCUGGCGGGGUCCAGAGAAGCAGGAAGAACCUUCUGGGGGCACUGUGCCAGGUGAUGCUGGGGACCCAGAAAAAUCCGAAAGAACCUAGCCCUGGACCCCAUCCCCAAGAGCCCCUAAUAUGGGAGAGACAGAACCAGACACAUGUUCCACGAGGCAAGGCUAAGCCAGAGGCGGGAAUGGUGGGAAAGAUGGAAGACAGAUGGAUGCCAGGGCUUUGUCCUGGAGAAGAGGCAAGAAAGCUGCCUGGAGGAGGGAUAUUCUUGCUGGGUCUUGAAGAAUAAACAAGAGUUCUCCCAGGUCCCCCCUCACCCCUGGAAGCCAUGACUGAGGCCAGAAGGCUGCCCCCACCACUGCCUCCACGACUGGACUGGUUCGUGCAGACGCAGGUGGACCAGCUGACCUGUGAAGGGGUCCCUGAAUGGUUCCAUGGUGCCAUCUCGAGAGAGGAUGCUGAGAACUUGCUGGAGUCACAGCCCCUGGGAUCCUUCCUCAUCAGGGUCAGUCACAGUCACGUGGGCUACACGCUGUCUUACAAAGCUCAGAACUGCUGCCACCACUUCAUGGUGAAACUGUUGGAUGAUGGGAGCUUCAUGAUCCCUGGGGAAGAGAGGGCCCAUGACUCUCUAGAUGCUUUGGUCACCUUCUAUCAGCAGCAGCCACUGCGGCCACAUGGGGACCUGCUGAUGCAAUCCUGCCGACAGAAGGAUCCAGAAAAUGUGGAUUAUGAAGAUCUCUUCCUUUACUCCAAUGCAUUGGUUGAAGAAGCCACCAGGUCUGCCCUUGGCUUCGGUGAACAUCAGAUUCCCUCCUCUUAUCCCAUGGCCCCGCUCAAGGAGGCCUCUGCAAAGUCAGGCCUGCUCCAUCAGUCAAAGGAAAGGAAGCUGUCAGCAAGGCUGGUAGGUGCAUCCAUGGAGGGUCCUCUUGGGGAGGCGCGUCAGAAACUCUGGAGGAACCUCAAGAUGCUCCCCAAGACAGGCAAGAAGGUCCAGCAGCAGCUGAAAUCCCACCUGGCGGCUUUGAGCUCAUCGUCAGUGACCGACGGCUCGGAAACCAGGACAGGUGACACAGCCUGGGAAAAUCACGUCGACAAGGACCGCUUUGUGGCCACGUCCCCCGCGAGCCCCCCACAGCCCGGAGCUCCCAGAGACAGACGGGGCCCCUCCAGGAAAACCUCAAGGUCCGUCAGCUGGAGCGAGGCAACCUCGAAGGUCAAGGACUGGCACCAGACAGUAGUAAGGGUCCUGUCCUUACAGGCGUCCAAGCCAGACCCAGUGGACUUGAGAGAGCCACAGGACUCUCUCCCCGAGGAGUACCGCCCCCCGCCACCCUUCGCCCCUGGGUACUGCUAGGUUCGCCCUGGCUCUGGGACCCUCACUGCUGGGGGCUGUUCAUGCCUGGGCGUCUUGCUUUCUGCCGCAACCCACUAGCCCUCAGGGACCUGAGAGAUGUAAUAAAAAUAUUGCUUGGGUCUGGUCCUAUGAUUGCCA
Molecule: messenger RNA, 1698 nt
Organism: Dama dama (fallow deer)
Lineage: Eukaryota; Metazoa; Chordata; Mammalia; Artiodactyla; Cervidae
Gene: HSH2D
Product: hematopoietic SH2 domain containing
Exons: 7
Coding region: 532-1560 (342 amino acids)
Cellular component (GO): cytoplasm
Source: RefSeq, a predicted model, not a curated record